This is a messenger RNA of Penicillium canariense, 5565 nucleotides long. RefSeq names its product dopey family protein. Gene Ontology annotation, cellular component: trans-Golgi network; endosome. Lineage: Eukaryota; Fungi; Ascomycota; Eurotiomycetes; Eurotiales; Aspergillaceae. The record is from RefSeq and is a predicted model, not a curated record. The transcript is spliced from 6 exons. The coding region runs from base 1 to 5565 and encodes 1854 amino acids. Gene Ontology annotation, biological process: Golgi to endosome transport.
AUGAGCCUUGAUCCUAGUGCCUUUGUGAGGUCGAGCUCCCCCGCAAGCUCCGAAAGCUCCCUGACGCGUCCACGGCUACAAGGAAAGGAAGGGUCCCUCAAAAAAGACAAGAAUUACCGCCGCUAUGCGUCGAGCGUCGAGCGAGCGUUGUCACUGUUCGAUAACGCCUUACAAGAAUGGGCCGAUUAUAUCUCCUUUCUCAGUCGCCUACUAAAGGCGCUCCAAUCCCACCCUCUCGACCAACCAGUCGUCCCGCAUAAGGCCUUGGUCUCGAAACGACUGGCCCAAUGCUUGAAUCCAUCAUUGCCGUCGGGCGUCCAUCAGAAGGCACUUGAAGUUUAUACGUACAUAUUCGGGCUAAUCAAGCUCGAGGGAUUAUCGCACGACCUACCAUUGUACCUGCCUGGCCUUGCCCCGACCCUGACCUUCGCUUCGCUCACCGUUCGACCGCUGUUCUUAUCUCUGGUGGAGGGAUACAUUGUUGAUCUGGAACCAUGGGCCAUUCGCCCUGCCAUGAAAGCAAUCCUGCUGGCCUUGCUUCCAGGGUUGGAGGAGGAGACAAGCGAUGACUUCGAGCCAACUCUCCGAAUAAUCAACAAACUUAGGGAUGCAUCUGGCCAUCUGGAGACCCAGCGAACGUCCGAGUCUGCGGCUUCUGGUCAAUACUUCUGGCAAUGCCUCUUUCUGGCUUCAAUCACGAAUUCGAGCCGACGGCUCGGCGUCCUCGCGUACUUGAACAGAUAUCUCCCAAGGUUGGGCAUCGCUGAUCGUCGACCGAGCACCGCGGAUAGCAACGACACGAAGAACAUUCCGCCUGAGAUGUUUGCGGCAGCCGAUUCCGUAAUUUCACCUGAACCAGGCCUAUUGGUUCGUUGUUUUGCGUCCGGUCUCUCUGACGAACAAGUUCUGGUGCAGAGAAACUUCCUUGAUCUCUUGGUUACCCACCUACCUCUGAAUUCUCCUAUUUUGCAAUCUCGGAUUGCUGACAGCGAUCUGCAAACCUUAAUUGUCGCUGCAGUUGGCGUGGUCACUCGACGAGAUAUGAGCCUGAAUCGCCGAUUAUGGGCGUGGUUCUUGGGGCCGGAGCCUGCAAAUGAGCGACCCUCUCUGGACGGGCAGAAGUUCUCGGAAAGAGCUCGACCAGCAUCUGCUGAUGGCAAGGAGCUUUCGCAAUCCCAAUAUUUCAGCCAGGUUGGCUUGCGGCCCUUGGUCAAUGGUCUUCUCAACAUGAUCAAGCAGGCGCCUAAAGCUCCGUCGGAAAGGACAAGACCCUUCCGAACUGCACUAUCCUUGAUGGAUCGCUGGGAGAUUGGCGGAUACAUCGUGCCAGCCGUCUUCCUUCCAAUUAUGAAUAGCGUCCAAGAAUUCGAAAAGCAGGCACCCAAAAACCACUUCGAAGAAGUUUUUCGAAGUGCCAGUGCUUUCUUCGAUGGCGUGGAAAGCAGUGUCAUCUUUGCGGAACUUUUGGGCCUGAUUGACUUCAGCCUGACAGAUGUUGACAACGAUAAUAACCAAGUUUUGCACAGCCUAAGCCUCGCAGAGUUCAUUCUCGAGAACUUCAAUGUGCGGGAAGAAGACAUGAUCCAGAUUCAUGUUCCUCUUUUGACACUGUCAUUGCUUUUCAAGAUGGGUGAACUAUCCUCUCUGAAAGCGCCACCGUCAGAAACUAGUGCGAACAGACAGCUCGUAUCUGAUGCACUGCAUAAAGUGCUCAAGUCUUUAACACCGUUGCUUACUGAGCGAGCAUUCUCGAGAAAGACAGGCUCCGAGAAAUCUACCGGCGCCGAUGCAAAGGCCCGAAAUAGUGAAAUUGUGAAAAAGGUUCACUAUUUCUACGAAAGCAGCAAGAACAGCCUUGAGCUUCCUCCUCUGCCAUUUGCCCCAAAACAAAUUGGCGAGAUGAUCAUUCGAGAAGCCCAUGAACUAUCUGUUCACUCUCUGCAAGGCGAUGAUAGCACCUCAUCCCUUCAUAAGAAACUCAAUGUCCUGGUGACGUUGCUUCAGAAACUUCCCAAGUCACGCGUCCUUCGAGACAGGCGAUUCUAUGAAGCAAUCUCGAAAAGACUGGCCAGAAAAAAUGGCGAUUCUACAACGGCCUCUUUUGCAACCAUUUCAACCAUUGCCUCUGUAGUCACCAACCUCUUUUUCAUUCAAAGCCCUGGUUUCUACAUCAGCUAUUCAGAUGCAUGUGAACUCAUCCCGAGUCUAGUUCAAAAUCUGUGGCAAUAUCUAUCGCCAUUGAGCCCGAAGUUUCAUGUCGAGGCUGUACGUUGUCUGUGGUCGCUGCAUUCGAUUUCUUGGGCGGACCACCUUGUGGAGGCAUCCAUUACAUCCUUAAUGGUCAGCGUGCCUGGAGCAGGCUCGUGCCAUCUCUCGUCGGAAGAGCAAGCCGAAAAGUUCUAUGUCCUGUGGAAUCAUAGCCAUCACGGCGCGCAUGAACAGCCUCCCAAGCAAGUAGUGGAUGUUGGAGGGACUCCGUUCUCCUACCAGUGCUCGAUGCUCGAGCGCCCGCUGUUUAUCGUUCUCGAUCUUCUUUCACAGGAGCCCGGGGAUGUUUCUCACAACGUUCAACAGUGGCUUCAAGACUUACCGUCCAUUCAUAGGGUUUUCCAUGUUGUUGUUUCCAAGCUCGAGGAACUAUUUGAGCGUGAUAUCCCCGGCGACGAUGACAAUCAGGCGAUCUCUCCAAACGACCACAAGGAAUGCAUCUACUUAUUGCGAACGGCUUCGAAUAUCAUAUCCACCCUUUCUCACCCCGGCUGGAUUACAAUCCUUACGCAUACGUUGGGCCAGAUGGAGAAGCGGCCGGAUGCAGCUAAUUCGGAGGAUAAUUCCAGCGUGAAAAGCCUUCAUGCCACAAUAUUUGAGGCUUCCCUUCGAAUCAUUAGCGAUCAAGCCCCGGACACUACGCAGGUCAAUCCCGAAGGAGAAAGGCUGCAAAAGGAGGCUCUUUAUCUUAUGCGGCAACUUAUCUUGGGCCCCGGUGCUGAGGACUUGGUCGAGUCCGGCAUCGAUGACUUUCUGGUGGAUCGUCUUCUGCUUGCAGCGAACGAAGGCGGUAGCAUUGCAGUUCAGGGUGCCCUCAUUGAUGCGCUUCUGGCGGUUCUCAAGGUACGAUUUGCUCAAGCCUAUCUACCACCGCCUCCUCCUCGGCCGAAGCAUCAGCGAGCCCCUUCUCGUGAACGUCUGACGAGCCCUUCGAUUUUGUCUUUCACCAGUGACAAGGCAGACAGGGCGCCAUCGAUGCCUCAGCUUCCACGACCGCCGGAGCGGCUCCUGGAUUGUCUUCUCAAAGGAAUAAGCUCCGCAAAAUCCCGAGAGAUUGUGGACAAGUGGAUUGGCCUGCUUUGCGACGUGCUUCCACUCUACUCCCAUACGAUCUUCCAGAUUCUCCUAAUGCUUGUGGAAUGCUUCUGCAGGGAGAUCAGAGCAUCAUUUGGGAGACUUCAGCUUGCAUUCCAGCAAACUGAAGAUUGGCCUCAAGACCGCUCCGAGCAUGUUACUAUCGCUCUGCUCACUGGUAUGGAAACAUGUAUCGCCAAUGCUCACGAGCGGCUUCUCGUAGAGGAGUCAAACGCCCCCGCAGCCAAGAGUCCAGAUCAACCACAGGGCUUUUUUGGUAACAUGGUAUCAGGGGUCUUCAAUUCAGAUGGCAGCCAAGGCCGAUCUAAUACCGCCAAUGACCGAUUGACCGUCCUACUCUGCUUCCAGGAUGCUGUUCGCCUUUGCUUUUCCAUUUGGGCCUGGGGAGCAGGGGAUAGAGGCGAGACUCCCCCUGACUCUGAGUCGGUGGCGUCUUUCCAAUACACUUCGCUGCGCAUGCGAAACAGAUCGCGGAGGAUUCUAGAGCACUUUUUCACUGCCGAGGCCCUCGAAUGUCUAGAGACGCUGGUCGAGCUCUGGACUAAGUCAGACAAGGAGACUGCAUCGCUCAUCUUUAAUCUUUUGCAUACCCUUGAUGGAUCAAGUCCCAAGAUCACUAUACCGGCCGUCUUCAAUGCGAUUUACACGCGUACAAAUCCGGCCGCGUUAGAUCACAACCGCAAGUCUUCAUUGACCUCCAGCCUGUCUGAGUCUGAGCUUGCCAGUUUUCUGGUUGCUUAUGCACGCUCUUUGGAUGAUGAUGUUCUCGACGAAAUCUGGACCGACUGUACAACAUUCUUGCGCGAUGUUCUCAGCAAUCCUUUCCCUCACCGUCAAAUCCUUCCCCGUCUGAUCGAAUUUGCGGCUAUCUUGGGCGCGAAGUUGGAGAACACGACUUUUGGCGAAGAUCGACGUAUGCGCAAGGAACUCGGGGACGUUGUUUUGCGACUGCUCACGGCCGUCUUCACCAGCAAACCCCUCGGACUGAACCAAGAUUCUGGUCUCCUGGCGAGAUCCUCCCUGGAGUAUGAUCGGACUGCAGUGUCUCAUACCGGCCCUGACGAUAUGCUGAGCAUUCUGGCGGUCUCCAUGCCAUCAUUCCUUACCACCUUAGGCGACUCCGAUCGUAUCAACACUGCCAUCGGUGCUGUGUCAACCAAUGUUGUUGGCCCGCUAAUUCGCUCCCGCUUGUUCCCCAACAACCUCAACCGCAACGUCAUGGUGCUUCUACAGCAAAUGGUUAAAGUACCCACAGCGGCAAAGCUGUGGAAAAAAGACAUCUCCGAUGCUUUUAAUGACACGCGCUUCUUCGGACUCCACUUGGAUCUGAUCAAGAACUACUGGAUGGCACUUUUGCGACAGUGGACUCUUGCAGACAAAGAUCGAUUGUCGGAACUAUUAGGUCGUCUUCCACCUCCUAGCACAGCAGGAAUCAUGUUUGGCGUGGGAGCUUCUGCUGCGCGAUUGGAAGCGGAUCGCAAAGCGCAACUCAACCUUCGUCGUAUUGCCUUGUUGAUCCUUUCUGCAAAUGACGACUACUUUGUGGCCGAGCUACCAGCCUUGCUACAAAGAAUUGAAGACCUUCUAGCCGCGACUAAUUCAACUUCGCCGUCGUCUGCAACACGGGCGGAAAUCUUCAUGGUUCUUCGCGCCGUAGCGCUCAAGACCUCUGCCACGGCCAUCGCACCGUUCUGGCCAUUAAUCAACGCCGAGCUGCAAGGAGCAGUCGCAGCAAUCCCCCGAAACUCGCAGUCUGAGCUCUACAACGCCUAUUCAUUGCUUCAGGCUUCCAAGCUGCUCGAUAUUCUUUUGGUGAUUGCUCCGGACGACUUCCAGCUCAUGGAAUGGCUCUUCGUGACGGACACGAUCGAUGCAGUUUACCCUCCCAACCGCUGGGAACCGGUCGCUCUAGCCGAUGAGGUAUCACAGAGCUUUGGCCCCCGUAGUGUGUUCUCCCCUGCCAUGCAUGUGGAUGCCACAGAGCCUGCGUCACGCGGUGGCCUUAAACGCCCAUGGCUCAUCUCGGACCAGAUCCGAGAAACAGCGAAGGACGAGAUUGUCGAGCGGGUCCUGCGACCGUUCUUUGACAGAUUAAGUAUCUAUGUGUUUGAGAGUACUUAUGGCAUGGAGAGCGCGGAUCUAGGGGUGUGCCGGGAUGACCUAUUGGCAGACCUGUUCAACGAGAGCACGAUGGCGAACUAA